Molecule: messenger RNA, 1203 nt
Organism: Fusarium mangiferae
Lineage: Eukaryota; Fungi; Ascomycota; Sordariomycetes; Hypocreales; Nectriaceae
Exons: 2
Coding region: 1-1203 (400 amino acids)
Source: RefSeq, a predicted model, not a curated record
AUGGAAAUCCCCACGCAACGCGAUUGCUUCCCCCUCCUGAGACUCCCUAAUGAGGUUCUGCACAUGAUCAUGGAGAAAGCCUCUGAACGAGCGCCGCCGACGAACAGCUAUCGAAAUGAAAAUGAAGCGGUACUCCCUUACUACGGUGAUCUUGUUUCUCUGGCGCUGGUGUGUUUCAGGCUCAAUGCGGCUGCGACCGAGGCCCUUUAUUCUUGUAUAUGCAUCUACGCAGACGAAUAUCGUGAUACUGAUCGCCGCGCCGCCCGGCUUUCUACUUGCAGACCAGUCUCACUUCUGCAUCGGACAUUGCGAGAGAAUGUGCAACUUCGCCGAUACUGCAAUCGCUUCAUUUUUGUCCACAGACGAAAUCGGCAAACGGGCGACCCUGUGGAACCCGAAUUCCUCAGCCCCCCCUUGGGCCUUGGGGUACCACAUCAGAGGUCUAUUCCUUGGCCAAAAGAGUUUGCUUCGAUUAUCCUGGACUGUACAAAUUGGCUUUUCAACACUCGGGUCUUGACCAUUUCUGGGCAUGCAUUUGGCACUUGGCUCCCGGAGAUUGAUAUCACUUACCGUCUACUGUCCUGCGGAAGAAUGAGCAUGCCACGGGUGGAGUGCAUCGAGAUUCUCAACGACAUAUCAUACCAUCGCGAUGUUCUGACUCUAUAUGAUAUCCAGCUGGCGUUGAGUGGCGGCUUCUUGAACCUCAAGCAUUUGACGAUUCGUCAUCGUGUUCGCAAACCCUCGAAUUCACGUAGAAGCAAUGCUCUCGGGAAUCUUCCCAUUUACAAUCCAUGUUCUCGGUUUUCUCUUUCCAGUCUCACUCUCAUUAACUCGGCCGAUCAUCCCGACUUGGUGAGAAAUUUUGUGACAUGGCUGAAAGGCCUCAAGCACUUCACUCUGCGAUGGGACUCCGGAUUUAGGUUUGGAAGCAAAAGAGACCCCCAGUGGAGUCUAGCCUUGGUUGGAGAUAUCCUAAAACCUCACCGAGACUCCAUCAAAUCCAUCAAACUUGGCAUGAUGUCCCAACCUGGCAUAGGCGACUUUGACGCCUCGAACUUUCCCAACCUCGAGACUUUGACUAUGCAUCACAGGGAUCUUAGAGGCAUCAUUAUCUCGACCUGCCCGCAGCUUCAAGCAGCGAGGUUGCACGACGUGGUCAUCACCACGGAUAAUAUCGAGGAAGAAAUGUUUUACAAUGCUUGA